CUGGCAGCAGCGGGUCCCCACACUUCCCUAAAUGGGCAACUUCACUUCCCGAACCCAUCGUCCCUGCCUGGUAGGCCCAGGUGGCAUCCUGCCCGCGCCUGAGCCCACAUCUUGGAUCCCCCAGGUAUCCUGGGCCCCUGCUGGGCCCGUGACACCCCCUGUCUGGAUGGAGCCAUGGCCCCCGCGUUCAUUCUUACACUGCUGUGGUGGUUGCAGGACGUCACAUCAGGUUACUCGUCUGUGGAGAGCUUGUACACGCGGGUGCGUCACCAGGAAGGGGACACCCUGUCUGUGAAGUGCUCCUACAACCACCGCAAAAACCGCGUGGAGGACAAAGUGUGGUGCAAGGUCAGGAAGAGGAAGUGUGAACCCGGCUUUGUCCGGAACUGGGUGCAGGGGCCCCACUACCUGCUGGAGGAUGAUGCCCAGGCCAAGGUGGUCACUGUCACCAUGAGGGACCUCAGGCGCCAGGACUCGGGCCGGUACUGGUGCAUGCGGAACACCCGCGGGACCCUCUACCCUAUGACAGGCUUCAUGCUGGAAGUGUCUCCCGCCCUGACAACAGAGAGGGACCCGCUCCUGACACAUCCAGCCGACGGCCUUGACAGUGGAUUUGUCACCAUGGGCCACGUGUCCACUUCCGGCUCCCAGGCCCAUUUCACCUCUGGACUCCUCACCUCGUCCCCCACUACCUCCGAGAGUGCCCGGCCAAACUCCAUGGCUGACUACAGUGUCACUACCUCGGGGCCCAGCUGGACCACGGAGUCCCCCGGCCGGGCCAGAGCCUCCUCUGCCGGCCCAGCGUCCACGCCCACCAAGUCCAGGCAUGUCAACAGUGGCUUCCCCGCCACGGGCACCUACCACAACCACUUACCCUCCGUCAGGCCACAGGAGCCUUACCUCACCGUGCUCGUGGCAGUCCUGACCCUCCUUCCGGCACCUGUGAUGUUUGCCAUGGUCUAUCGGUUUUGGAGGAAGAGGCACAUGGGAAGCUACAGGAUGAGCAGUGAGCACCCCAGACCCUGGGUGUACUUGUGUCGAGCCCCAGAGCCCCUGUGGAAGUCUGCUUAGUUUGAGACCACGUAGUGCCGGGGUGAAAAACUUCUCUCUCAUCCGGCCCAGGUGGUCAAAAGAAGAGUGAAAACCACAGAUGGCCCGAGCGGAGGGAAUGCAGCGAGAGCUGCUUUCUCCCCUGGCCAGGGCCGCGGUGGCUUCAACUUUCCUCUCUCCCUUUGACCUUUUCAAUACACUUGGGGACAGGGGUCAGGGCUCACGAGCUCCGGAGGAAUCUGACAUCCCAUGGACAAAGGGCUCAGACAAUGAUCAAGAGCUGGAACCAUAGAAGGGUCAACAGCUGUCCAAGACCCCCCUCCUGGCCAGCCAGUGCAUCCGCAGAUACUGAAUCAUAAAGACUGGACCUAAGCAAGUGCAACUCCCUGGGAAGAGGCUCUGGUAGGGGGCAGGAAGAAGG
Messenger RNA from Dipodomys ordii (Ord's kangaroo rat), 1471 nucleotides. RefSeq names its product triggering receptor expressed on myeloid cells-like 2 (gene Treml2). Lineage: Eukaryota; Metazoa; Chordata; Mammalia; Rodentia; Heteromyidae. The transcript is spliced from 5 exons. The coding region runs from base 175 to 1071 and encodes 298 amino acids. Gene Ontology annotation, molecular function: signaling receptor activity. Gene Ontology annotation, biological process: T cell activation. The record is from RefSeq and is a predicted model, not a curated record. Gene Ontology annotation, cellular component: cell surface.